This is a messenger RNA of Lathyrus oleraceus (garden pea), 633 nucleotides long. RefSeq lists its product as uncharacterized. NCBI's taxonomy places the organism in Eukaryota, Viridiplantae, Streptophyta, Magnoliopsida, Fabales, Fabaceae. The coding region runs from base 1 to 633 and encodes 210 amino acids. The transcript has a single exon. The record is from RefSeq and is a predicted model, not a curated record.
AUGACAAAUCCUUGUGAGCAUAGUAAUGUUAACUCUGUGGUGACCAGAAGUGGUAAGUCUACUAAGAAACCGGAAGAAAAAAUUGCAGAAGAAGAUGGGUUGUUGGAAGUCGAGUUAGAAAUCAAAGAACCUAAGAAAACGAAGGAGGAUGUUGUGAUAAUGCCUAUAGUGGAGAAGGAGAAGGAAAAAACUGUCAAGCCAAUUAUUAAACUUCCUUAUCCUCCGAGACAAAAGAAGAAAGACCAACAUGAGAAGAAUUUUGAGAAGUUUUUGGAGAUGUUUAAGAAACUUGAUAUAAACAUUCAAUUUUCUGAAGCUCUGAAGCAAAUGCCAAUAUAUGCCAAAUUCAUGAAAGACAUCAUCUCCAAAAAGUGCUCCACAAAUAUAUACCCAAUCAUCCUCACUAAAACUUGCAGUGUUAUUCUCCAAGGUAUGAAAAAUCCUGUGAAAAAGAAAGAUAGGGGUUAUGUUACUAUUCCUUGCACUAUUGGUGAUAGAAAUUUCAAGAAGGCUCUGAUUGAUUUGGGAGCUAGUGUGAGUUUGAUGUCUCUGUCCAUUUACAAAAAAUUGGGCCUUGGCACCAUUCAAGACACUAGGAUGACUCUUCAAUUUAAAGAUCGUUCAGUUAGGUAA